UGCUUCUAAAUUCUUCCCUAAAUCAUCCAGACAAGUCCUAUAAACUUGUGGACCUAAGACAUUGAUGCUCUUCAGCAACAUAUACCAACCUCUCACAAAAAUUACCAUAUCUCUCUGUUAGGGAUACAAAUACAUACAACUUUCACAACUCCACCAUGGCUGCUUCUAGCAUGUUUAAGCUAUCAUUUUUCUUGAGCCUUCUUUCCCAUCUGAACUUGGGUCUGUGGGCACAAACUCAUAGCAGCUUGGCCAUAUUUCCACCAUCAUGUAACAGCAUAGAGUGCCCAAGCUUUGACACAAUUGAGGUUGGCAAUGGCUAUGAAGUCCGGCGAUACAAUUCGAGUGAAUGGAUAUCCACUUCUCCUAUUCAAGAUAUCUCUCUUGUUGAAGCCACCAGAACUGGCUUCUUACAGCUGUUUGAGUACAUUCAAGGGAAGAACAAGUACGAAGAGAAAAUAGAGAUGACUGCCCCAGUGCUCAGUGAAGUUUCACCAAGCGAUGGACCCUUUUGUGAAUCUUCAUUUGUGGUGAGCUUCUAUGUGCCAAAGAAGAACCAAGAAAACCCACCACCAGCAGAAGGCCUCCAUGUCCAAAAAUGGAAAACCACAUAUGUGGCAGUGAGACAAUUCAGUGGGUUUGUAUCAGACGACAGCGUUGGAGAAGAAGCUGCUGCCUUGAAGACCAGUCUUGCAGGUACUGUUUGGUCUGCCGCCAUCGAGAAAAGCCAUGCAGUUGAUCAUACUUCAGUUUAUACUGUUGCACAGUACAAUUCCCCAUUUGAAUUUGAUCAUAGGGUGAAUGAGAUCUGGUUGUCGUUCGAUUUGGAAGACGGCAUUGCAGUAUAAGAGUGAGAAGAGAACAAAACCACCAUGCUUUAAGACCUCUAAUCUCUUGUAGAGAUAGGCAUUGUGACGGUGAGUAGGUGGCUAAAGUUUUAUGGUGGGGAAAUCCAAACCUGCUAAUUAUCAGUUUACUUCUUUUUGUAGUGAGAAAUGUUGUGUUGCCCAGUAUCAAACUCUGUUACAGUUUACACAGAAUAAAGAGGCUACUUCACUGUAA
Messenger RNA from Prunus mume (Japanese apricot), 1059 nucleotides. RefSeq names its product SOUL heme-binding family protein (gene HBP1). The record is from RefSeq and is a predicted model, not a curated record. NCBI's taxonomy places the organism in Eukaryota, Viridiplantae, Streptophyta, Magnoliopsida, Rosales, Rosaceae.